Messenger RNA from Adineta ricciae, 2322 nucleotides. The record is from the annotation of a GenBank genome assembly. Lineage: Eukaryota; Metazoa; Rotifera; Eurotatoria; Adinetida; Adinetidae.
AUGCCUAUUGCCAGAGAUCGCGUUGAACAAUUACAAGUACAAAAGCUUAUCUAUGUUGUACGGACAGAAGAUGUUGACCAAAUCAAAAAACUAUGUGAGAAAGGCGUGGAACACUUAAUUAACUACAAUGACCCUCAAAAUGGCAUGACUGCGCUUAUAGCGGCUGUAACACAGAAUAAUGAGAAAAUGAUCAAAUAUCUUUUACAACUCGGUGCACAUCCCGAUGUGAUUGACUUUGCUGGUCGAACAGCGCUGAUGCAUGCUGCUGAAUAUGGUCACAUCAAUGCUUUGCAAUUACUACGAGAAGCAAAAGCUAAUCCGAAAAUUCAGGAUCUCGAGGGAAGAGAUGCUGUUUAUUAUUGUUUCACUGAACCUACUCAACGUCAUAAAGCAUGUCUGAAAGUGUUACUUGAGAUGGGUGCUGACGUUAACAAUCGAUCGCGAAGUGGUGUGCCAAAUUUAGUUCAUGCUUGCUUGAAUUCAAAAGAACAAGAAGAAUUUUGUAUUGAUCUUAUUCGAGCCGGUGCAGACGUUCGACUUGUCGAUGAAACAACCAAUCGUACGGCUUUACAUAAUGCUUGUUUAUCUGGGAGUGAAAACGUUGUUCGAGAACUUCUACGAGCUAAAGCUGAUCCAGACGCUCUCGAUAAUACACAAGCUGCGCCCGUACACGAAGCAGCUAAAGGUGGUAACUUCGAGCCUAUCAGAGUCUUAUCCGGUUUUAUUGCCAAGUUUGAUGUACUCGAUGUACUCGGCAACAAUCCGAUUCAUUAUGCAGCAUCAUCCAAUGCUGGUACUGCUCUGCGAUUUUUGGGUCAACGAGGCUGUAAUCCAAAAGUGAAAAAUCUCGAAGGCCUGCUGCCAAAGAAAAUCGCCGAGCAGAACAAAGCAAAAGAUGCAAAGAAAAACAUUCGAAAAGCAACCAAAGGUUAUGAUGAGAUGACCCUAUUUUUACGUCCAGGCGAAUUUCGCGAUUGGAAGCUGGUACUCUACGACUAUGUUUAUGAAAAUCAGGAAAGAUUGGAGAAAAUGUUUGAAGAGCUCGAUGUCGCCGAACCGAAAACAGGCGUUAUAUCGACAGAAAGCUUUCAAAAGAUUAUCGAAGACGAAGGUCUAUUGUCGUAUAUCAAAGCGGAGGAUUUGAAAGAAAUCUGUGAUAAACAUGAAAAAGAACGUCAUGAAUUCGAUUAUAAAGCAUUCCUAACUGGAAAGAAAUAUUUAACGAAACCUUACUUAAUGGCUGCUUUUGCUGGUAAGAAGAAGAAGAAGAAGAAACAAAAGAAAGGAAAGAAAUCCAAACCACUUCUACCAAUCGUCGUUCGAGAUGACGGCCCUAGAACAUCCAAUGGCAAUCCACCAAUGAUCUAUGCACCCCAACAUGUGCAUCUUACAGAUCAUACACGAUUCUCAAGAGAUAACCUACCAAGAAAUCCGUUGGAAGAUGAUUCGCCAUGGUAUUUAGACAAGCCUGACAAAGGUUACAUUAACUUAUGCGAUGCUGCGUAUCGAGGCGAUCUACAGACAAUGUUAGAUGCCUUUAAACGAGGUGUACCUGUUGAUAUUACCGAUAAGUUCAUGAAAACACCGUUAAUGGUUGCAUGCGCACAUGGCGAUAUAAAAACUGUUCAAUUUCUUCUUACAUGCGGAGCGCAAGUUAACCGGUUCGAUAAUUUUAAAUGGACACCACUUCAUCAUGCAGCUCAUAGUGGUGUUCUCGAUGUUGUCGAAGCAAUUGUUGAUGCUGGUGGAGCGAUCAAUGCCGAAUCCCUAACCAAAGCUACGCCUUUGAUGCGUGCCAUUGAAAGUUCAUCAUUUCCAGUCUGUGAAUAUCUUAUGAGCAAAGGAGCGAAAGUCAUGCAUGAAACCUGCUCGGGAAUUGAACCAUUAACUGUCGCAGUUGAAUUUGCUGAUCCACGUAUCUAUCAUUUGAUCAAUGAAAAAGUCAUUCUUCUUACAGGAAACGAGAAGAAUAAGAAAGGUGGUUCGAAAAAGAAACCGCCAGCGAAGAAACCAGCCAAAGGAAAGAAGGGUGGCGGAGUCGAAGAGCCUGAACAACCACCGCCUGUCGAUCAACCACGACGUGGUUCACUAUUACGUGCUGCUGCUGAAUUGGCCAAAUCAUAUGAAAAGACGGACUCGAUUGCUUUUCAUCCGAAAACUAAAUGGACUGAAUUGCCAACGACGAAGGAGCUUGUACACGAAAAAGCUGUCACCCGUGACCGCUUAGGUUGGGAAGUCGACUUUCAGGACUAUAAGAUGCCAUUUAUGAGUAACUUGAGUAAACGUUUGGAACAAAUGGCCUUACCUGAAGUCAAAAUAUAA